Vespula pensylvanica (western yellowjacket) is the source of this 1157-nucleotide messenger RNA. RefSeq names its product ADP-ribose pyrophosphatase, mitochondrial. The transcript is spliced from 3 exons. Gene Ontology annotation, molecular function: ADP-ribose diphosphatase activity. The coding region runs from base 140 to 1024 and encodes 294 amino acids. Lineage: Eukaryota; Metazoa; Arthropoda; Insecta; Hymenoptera; Vespidae. The record is from RefSeq and is a predicted model, not a curated record.
AACACUGUCGGAUAAAUGAACAUUUUUGAAGGUCGUGAAUAUGUACAAAAACAAGAAAGUCAGUUGAACAAUUUGAGAUAUAAUAACAAUCAAAGAUAUCGGUUUAACAAAUAAAUUAAUAGCAACAGGAAUUUCUUAUAUGAAACAGGUACACGUUACACGUAUGUACGGUAGAUGCGUAAAAAUGAUCCAUCAAAAAUGUAGACUAGGAUUUUAUCCGCAUUCAAAGAUUAAAAGAUUCGAAGUACAAGAGAGCAAAGUAUCGUGGAAUGUAGAAUAUCCUGAAUAUGAACCAAUUAAAUAUACUGCACCUAGUAUACAAAAUAAACCUUGGGCAGAUCCAGAAAUUGGAAGUGCCUCUUUCGUACCAAAAUGGAAUGCGAUAGAUGGAAAAAUAGAUCGUAAAAGUUAUAUGGGAGAAUAUGUUAUAAAUGAAGAUGGCUAUCCUUUAAAUCCUGUUGGUAGAACAGGUAUUAUUGGAAGAGGUGUUUUAGGUCGUUGGGGACCAAAUCAUGCGGCGGAUCCAAUCGUCACACGAUGGAAACGAGAUAGCAAUGACGUAUUAGAAAUAAAUAAAACUACGAAUAAACCUAUAUUACAAUUUGUAGCCAUUCAGAGAAGAGAUUGCAAAGAGUGGGCAAUACCUGGAGGUAUGGUAGAUCCAGGUGAAAUAAUAUCUGUUACAUUAAAACGAGAGUUUAUGGAAGAAGCUAUGAAUUUAUUAGAAAAUGACAUUGCCAAGCGCAAUGAGAUGGAAACAAAUAUGAAUCUAUUUUUUACAAAUGGAAUUGAAAUUUACAAGGGUUAUGUCGAUGAUCCCCGAAACACAGAUAAUGCUUGGAUAGAAACUGUUGCUUUAAAUUUUCAUGACGAAGAUAACAAUACUUUUGGACAAUUACCUUUAACGGCUGGAGAUGAUGCUUGUAACGUAAGAUGGAUGGAUGCAGAUGCAAAGCUAAAUUUAUAUGCUAGUCAUUCGGAGUUUAUUAAAAAAACUGUUGAGAAACAUGAUGCACAUUGGUAAACCACAAUAAUAACUUAAAAAAUAUCAAAUAUUUUUUACGAUAAAUAUAAGAUAAGGAAAAAGAUUUAGGUAUUAUUGUACUAUGUAGAAUUUUUUAAUUUAGAUAUAUAAAAGUUAUCACAUUUAUAUAUUU